UCCAAUAAUGACUGGGGGAUCCCGGCAAGUAACAUGACUAAAAAGAAGCGGGAGAAUCUGGGUGUCGCUCUAGAGAUCGAUGGGCUGGAGGAAAAGCUGUCGCAUUGUCGGAGAGACCUGGAGGCUGUGAACUCUAGGCUCCAGGGGGCGGAGCUGAGCCCAGAGGCCAGGAGGUCUCUGGAGAAGGAGAAGAACAGCCUGAUGAACAAAGCUGCCAACUACGAGAAGGAGUUGAAGUUGCUUCGGCAGGAGAACCGGCAAAACAUGUUGCUCUCUGUGGCCAUCUUCAUCCUCCUGACCCUCGCCUACGCCUACUGGACCAUGUGAGCCUGGGAUUUCUCCAGUCAGCACACACUUCCCCUCAGCCCCCUGAUCACGACCAAGCAGGCCCUUCAAGACAAAAGAACCAAGAUACAGGGGCAUUCCUCCCCGACCCAGGCACUGGAGCAGGACUUCCUGUCGGCCCAGCCCCUCUUGCCUCCUGGUCCUGCUAUGAGGCCUGAGUCUCCAGAAGGACUUUGUGCUGGCUCCUCCCUUAACCCAAGGAAAAGGCAAUAAAGAACAUCCAGGCUG
Messenger RNA from Diceros bicornis minor, 573 nucleotides. It is a transcript of the gene CCDC167, whose product is annotated as coiled-coil domain containing 167. Bases 34 to 327 code for a protein of 97 amino acids. The transcript has 4 exons. The record is from RefSeq and is a predicted model, not a curated record. NCBI's taxonomy places the organism in Eukaryota, Metazoa, Chordata, Mammalia, Perissodactyla, Rhinocerotidae.